ACACAAGGACGUAAACAAUACGGUCGCACCAGGCAGAAAAAGGAGUAACUGUAUCCUUUUAAUAAAAGCAUAAAGGAAAGCUUAAAAACGUAGUGUGCAACAUUAUCUGUCGUGAGAAUGAGCAAUAUAUACAUUCAAGAACCACCCACCAACGGCAAGGUCUUGUUAAAGACCUCAGCUGGUGACAUUGACAUCGAGCUGUGGUCCAAGGAAGCUCCGAGGGCAUGUCGGAACUUCGUGCAGCUGUGCAUGGAAGGUUACUACGAUGGGACAAUAUUCCACAGGGUGGUGCCUGAAUUCAUCAUUCAGGGUGGAGAUCCAACUGGUACAGGGACUGGAGGAGAGUCCAUCUAUGGGAAGACGUUCAAGGAUGAGUUUCACACCAGACUGCGCUUCAAUCGGAGAGGUUUGGUCGCCAUGGCCAACGCCGGGACGCACGACAACGGCAGCCAGUUCUUCUUCACUUUGGGACGUGCCGACGAGCUGAACAACAAGCACACUAUUUUUGCCAAAGUGACCGGAGACACGGUCUAUAACAUGCUCAGGUUAGCGGACGUGGAAUGUGACAGCAAUGAAAGACCUUUGAAUCCCCACAAGAUAAGAACUGCCGAUGUGCUGCAUUGUCCUUUUGACGACAUUGAGCCACGUGAAACGAAGAAAGCCAAGAAGGAAAAAGACAAAGAAGAAGGAAAGAAAUCGCAGUCAAAAGCCACAAAGAACUUCAGCCUCCUGUCGUUCGGCGAGGAGGCCGAAGAAGACGAGGAGAUGGUCAACCAAGUUAGUGAGAGCCUGAAAGGAAAGAGCAAAAGCAGCCACGACCUCCUGAAGGACGAUCCCAGACUCAGCUCCGUCCCAGCUGUCGAUAAAGGAGAGAAGACGUCUGGAGAUGAAGCGGAGGAGGACGGCGUGGGCGAGAAGGCCAGCGAGCUGGUCAGGGCCAAGCUGAAGAAGGACAAAGGCGCCGGAAAAGCCAGCGAGCCCGAGGGCGAGGAGGAGCGGGGGAAGAAGAGCAGCCGCAGCGAAGAGUUGCGCAAGGAAGUUCGCCAGUUGAAGAAGGAGCUGAAGGCGUUGAAGCAAAGAGAAGAUGGCCCUAAGCCUGCCGUGGAUGAGGUCAAGGAGGAGAGCAAAAAGCCGAGCAGCGAGGCUGUCGCCGAGUAUCUGGAGGGGAGGAAGAAGUACGAGGAGCGGAGGAAAGACAAGCGCAAGAGAGGCUCGGGCAGGGAAGAACAGACGAUGGAGCUGCUCAACCGUUUCAAAUCCAAGCUGUCGUCGGCCAUCAGCGAAGCCCCGGAGGAGGAGGAGGACGAGGAAGAGCUGGCCGAGGACGACGACAAAGGAUGGCUGGGCCACGUGCUGCACUUUGACGAGCAGUCCCGGAAGGUCAAAGACGCCACCGUGCAGGACGAAGACACCUUCGAGAUCUACGACCCGCGGAACCCCGUCAACAAGCGGCGGCGGGAGGAGAGCAAAAAGAUCAUGAAGGACAAGAAGGCCAAGAGUUGAAAAUGGAAAGAAGAAUGCUCCUGAUUUUUCAGGACCAGAGCCCCAGCCGGCGGCUUACCUCGGACCAGUCCAGAGUGACCCACUUGGGUGGGCAGGACUGGUUGUUGCAGGCCUCUUGCUCGAUGGGUCUGUGGGUAAGACAGUGGGUGUCCUCCAGGGUCUCCUCCUCGGCCGGCCCGAUCUUCCUGAUGCACAGGACCGUCCUGGUCCGGAUGCCGCCGUCGCAGCUCUUACCGCAUUCGGACCAGUCCCCGAUAAACCACCUGGGCGAGUACAACGCAACAAAUAUUAUAUACUAGACUUGGUUUGUCUACCUGGACCGGGACUUUGACAUGUGACAUGCCAUACAGAAAAAAUAACCCACAAAAAGAAUGCAGGAACAAACAAACAAGGCAGGGGGGGAAAAAACAGGUAAAGAAAAAAAAAAAAAAAAACAUCCUAAUUUAACCCUGAAUAAAUAAGGAACCAACAAAAAUGAUGAUAAUUCAGGAAAAAAAGCAAAUUAUAACACUGAAUGAUAUAUAUAAAAUAAUGCAAGAAAAAAAAGAUAUAAAAAAUAAUAAUAAUAAUAAUGCUGGGGAAAGAAACACUAGGAUAAAUAUCACAGAAAGAAAUUGAAAAUAAUGCAAUAAAAACAUGUUAACAAAUUGUGAAAAACAUAUUUAUUAAAAAAAUGAUACAGGAAAGAGCAUGCACAAAAACCUAUCAACAAUAUAACGAAAAAUAUAAGUGAAAUAAAAAUAAAGACGGAGAAAAGAUGUUAAAAAUAAAAUAGGAGGCAAAAGAAAAAAAUAAAGGGAAAAAUGCAAAAGAAUAAAGCAGAAAAUAUUUUAAGUAUUGAAAAAAAUAACUGAAAACAAUACAAGAAAUAAGGUAAAAAAUAUUUUUUUAAAACUUGUGAAAAAACAUUAUGAUGGAAAAACCAAAAAAAAGUAACAGAAAAUAAUGCUGGAUAAAAACUGAAAAUAGUGUAAAAAUAGAUGUUUUAUAUAUAUAAAUAUAUAUAAAAAUAAAGCAUUGGGGGGGGAAACAUGUCAAAGAAAUGUAGAAAAGAUAAUGCAGAAAAAAGGGUGAAAAAAUAUUGUUAGGUUGUACGUGAACUAUUUGCCAAUGUUUUACAUUCUUCCUGUUGUUUAUGAUGAUUUCUAUUCCCUGCAUGUUUACUGUGAAGAAUACUACACUGCAAACAACUUCCUGCUCUAAAAUUUGAUUGUCUGAGUGAUAUGACAUCAUCCACGCGCAAUUAUCACGUUCAAACAUCUGCUCUGGCUCGUAAAAGACACGGCGAGGUGUGUGCGUGGCGGAGUGGAUCCAGAUGAGCGACACGACGUGUCUGCGAGUGUGACGCUUCGCACCAGUUGGCCGCCGUGUCGCCUUGCACCUGCGCGCACGCAGUCGCCAAAAGCAUCAAACACAGGUGGUUGCUCCCCGGGCUUCUUAUUGUUGGCGCCGCACAAGCGCAGAAAAUACUUCAUAUGUGAAGUUGUAAAUCAGCAUGCUUCAUUAUUUUCCUCCAAAACUCUUUUUUUUUUUUUUUUUUUUUUUUUUUAAACAACCAAAAGCCAGCUUAAGUUUAGUUGAGGUCGGAGUUUUUAUUUAUGUCUUUUGAGUAUUGUUGCAUGCUCUCUUUGUAUGUGUUGCUGCUCUGUGUUAAAGUAGCAGUUGUCUGAAGGUUGCCAAGUACUGUUAGAUCCAUGCUAAUUUAUGUUAGCCCAUUUAUCACAUUUUUCAUUGUAUGUUAGCAUUAAGCUAGUUUCGUUAGACGAAAUGGCAUGGUUUUGUUGAACGUGUUGGUGUUUAAAUACACAAUGUUUUAUUCUCUUUUGUUAUAUGCUCUGUUUGAAUGUGUUGCUGCUCUGUGGCUUUUAAAGUAGCAGUUUGAAGGUUUAUAAUUAACAUAACAUAAUAAUAAUACGAUUUGGUAGAACAUUGUGAUGUUUCAAUAUACUGUGUUUUUUUUUUUUUUUUUUUUCAUAUAAUUUGAUCAAUAACAGAAAGCCACUUGUAAAAAAAAAUAAAAAAUAAAAAAAUAAAAAUAUACAAAAUUUUGAAAAAAAGUUAUAUAAUUUUGAAAAGAAACUGCCGCCUUCGUAAAUGUCUCCAAUGCUUCUUUUCAUAACGGUAAAUAUAAAAGUGCAUAAUGGUAAAGACAAAAACACCAUAAAAAUUGUGUGUUGCACAAUUGCACUACUCAAACCCAUUACAGUCUUGUCUUUAUACAAUCGUAAUAACGGUAAAGACAUGCAAUUGUUCUGACACUUUCACAAAUUCCAGAUCAAAUGAUAUGAAAAUGACCCAUAUUUUUAUUUCACUUUUGUUUAAUGUGUCACUUUUAUAAUAAACUUCAACUGGGGGUGACCGCAACUAAAUAUGACAGUACGGUAUGUAAAAUAGGUCAAAUUGAAACUAUAUUUUUCCCUGUCAUCUCCUGCUUGCCACCUACAACUCUUUUAAAGCUAAGAUGUGUUUAAUUUACCUACAAUGUCUAUCUAUUUAUAACGCUUAUUGUUGACUAUAUGUGUGUGACAAAUAAACUGCUUGAAGCAA
Messenger RNA from Phyllopteryx taeniolatus (common seadragon), 4050 nucleotides. It is a transcript of the gene cwc27, whose product is annotated as CWC27 spliceosome associated cyclophilin. Gene Ontology annotation, molecular function: peptidyl-prolyl cis-trans isomerase activity. Lineage: Eukaryota; Metazoa; Chordata; Actinopteri; Syngnathiformes; Syngnathidae. Gene Ontology annotation, cellular component: catalytic step 2 spliceosome. The transcript is spliced from 15 exons. Gene Ontology annotation, biological process: protein folding; protein peptidyl-prolyl isomerization. The record is from RefSeq and is a predicted model, not a curated record. Bases 118 to 1503 code for a protein of 461 amino acids.